GCCUCGUAGAUCAUAUAAACAGCGGCGCUCGCAGCAGUAAUUCAUGAGCUUUCAGAGCUUGAAGUCCACACCAGAUCUGAUUACCCACACCAUCCGUUGCCUCCUCCUCAUUCCAAUGAUGUUAGAGGGCAGCCACAUGCCACUCUAGCUUCUGCUUAUUUGCACAUUGCCUUCGAGGAGUGGACAGGGAGCGAGCGUAUUAAUCUGACAUAGAGUUCAGCUGUGCUCAUUGAUCCAAGUCGAACAAUGAUUUCGUUCAAAAAUGCAUUACUGUGUGCUCUGCUGGGCGUUACAAUGGUCGCCCAGCUAAUCUCAGUGAGUGCGAGCUCCUGCAAAACAUGCACUGGACAUAUUUUGGCCGAGUCGUUCUCGGUGAAAAACUUCCUGCCGGCAGGUGAUUCCAACCUCUACAUGGAAUGUUCAUGCCUCAGUCGAUGCGGGAAGCUCACUGUCCAAGCUCCCGUUGAUAUUAAAGAAUGCCACAGUGUUGAAACCUCGACUCGUUUUUGUGGGCCUACACCCGAUUGGCCCCUUGCUGAGUUAGAUGCUUAUCGUGCCGAGCAGAUGCUGUGUGAAUUCAUUUGGACACGUCCCAAUUCUGAGACAAUCUACCGCACGCCUGUGAUGGUCUGGACCCGUGAAGGGCCGAAGAGAACUUUCUACAAGGUCGACGCUUCCGGCUUCUGGUUUUCCAAUGGCGCAGAUGCCCAGUGGAACUUAAUGCUCGGUUGGACGAUGUCGAACUAUAUUUCAUCGGAAGUUCCGCUCAAGGGUGCCGGAAACAGCGUAUUUGAGACCUUCGGCAACGAACACUGCCGCACAAAGAAUUACGCAUACUAGGACGUACCAGGGAUGCUGUUGGUAUCUGCAUGAAAUUGCAUGCUCUACGAUAUUAGUACUGAGGCAAGUUAGCAGUAGGAUGAUUAUCAGGUCCCACAUGUUCUCUAUCUACGCUUCUUAUCGGAAUAUGAGAACGUCUAGGAUCAGACUCUUCAGUCUCCACUGAUCUGGAACCCCCUUGUGAUUGAAGACGGUUCAAAUAUCAAAGCUGCCUCAGCUGUAUACAUUUCAUCGUUGUGAUUCCUGGAAUCAUCAUGUACUUGCUUGAAUAUUCAGAAUACAUUCAUUCACUUGUG
Messenger RNA from Marchantia polymorpha subsp. ruderalis, 1136 nucleotides. The record is from the annotation of a GenBank genome assembly. NCBI's taxonomy places the organism in Eukaryota, Viridiplantae, Streptophyta, Marchantiopsida, Marchantiales, Marchantiaceae.